AUGAACUUUGCUGGCUUGCUUGUGUGUUUGCCACCACCUCUCUCUCUCUCUCUCUCUCUCUCUCUCUCCCCACCUCUCUCUCUCUCUCUCCCCACCUCUCUCUCUCUCUCUCCCCACCUCUCUCUCUCUCUCCCCACCUCUCUCUCUCUCUCUCCCCACCUCUCUCUCUCUCUCUCCCCACCUCUCUCUCUCUCUCUCCCCACCUCUCUCUCUCUCUCUCCCCCUCUCUCUCUCCCCUCCCCUCUCUCUCUCCCCCCUCUCUCUCUCUCCCCCCUCUCUCUCUCUCUCCCCACCUCUCUCUCUCUCCCCACCCUCUCUCUCUCUCUCCCUCUCUCUCUCCCCCUCUCUCUCUCUCCCCUCUCCUCUCCUCUCUCUCUCUCUCCCCCCUCUCUCUCUCUCCCCCCCUCUCUCUCUCUCUCUCCUCUCCUCUCUCUCUCUCUCUCUCUCUCCCCUCCUCCCUCUCUCUCUCUCUCCCCCCUCUCUCUCUCUCUCUCUCCCCACCUCUCUCUCUCUCUCUCCCCACCUCUCUCUCUCUCCCCACCUCUCUCUCUCUCUCUCCCCCCUCUCUCUCUCUCUCCCCACCUCUCUCUCUCUCCCCCUCUCUCUCUCUCCCCACCUCUCUCUCUCUCCCCCCCCUCUCUCUCUCCCACCUCUCUCUCUCCCCCUCUCUCUCUCUCCCCACCUCUCUCUCUCCCCCUCUCUCUCUCCCCACCUCUCUCUCUCCUCCCUCUCUCUCUCUCUCUCCCACCCCUCUCCUCUCUCCCCCCCCCCCCCUCUCUCGCUCCACCCCCCUCUCUCGCUCCGCCUGAGAUUUUUGUGCAUGCUUAUUUAUAUUUCAGAUUCAACAAACUGUAUCCGCACAUGGCUGCUCGCAAAGAGACCCUUCAACAGGCAUUAGCCUGGCACCAGUUCAACUUUGAUGUGGACAAUGAGUUGCAAUGGAUUAAGGAGCGGCUACAUGCAGUCAUUUCUACAAAUUAUGGCAAAAAUCUCUUAGAAGCUCAGAACCUUCAUACAAAACACCAGAAAUUGGAGGUUGAAAUUCAAGCCCAUCAGCCAAUGAUUGAUAAAGUUUUGUCACAUGGAAAUGAAUUGGUCAAGGGAGAUCACUUUGCUUCUAAGUCUAUAAAAGACAAAUGUCAAGAUUUACAGCUCUCUUGGGAUGAUCUUCUCAGCAAAUCCAAGACGAGAAAGAAGAAUCUGGAUUUGUCUUUACAAGCUCAGAAGUAUUUAUCGGAGGUGGCAGAGGUAAUGUCUUGGAUUGAUUACAAAAUCAAUGUACUGUCUAGUAAUGAUUAUGGUAAGGAUGAGAAUGCUGCUGACCGUUUACUGACCAAGAACAAAGUAUUAGAGACUGACCGGCAAACUUAUCAGGGUGUAGCCAAUGGUUUAGGUAAAGAAGCUACACGCCUGAUAAAAAUUGGGUACAAUGAUCCUUCCAUGAUCCGCAAAACUCAGGAUGGCCUAUACGAGAAGUUGAAUCAAUUGAAGCGUCUCUCAGCAGAGCAGCGAACCAAAUUGGAAGAAUCUAAGAAAUUACAUGCUUAUUGGCGUGAAAGUCAUGAUUUUGAACAGUGGAUUGCAGAACAAAUGCAAAUUGCCAUGUCUGAAGAAUAUGGUGAAGAUUAUGAACACUUUGAGGUUCUACGAGAAAAGUUUGAUGAAUUUAAAUGGAACAUUGAUGCUGGACUUGAACACUUGAAUCGAUGUGAACGAUUGGCAAAUGCUUUGGUGAAGGUCAAAGGACCUCAUGUCACUGAUGUACGAGACAAACAGGCAAGACUUGUUGAAGCUUGGCAGGGACUUUUAUCACAGAUUGAAAGCCGACACCAGAAACUAAUGGCAGCUAGUGUGCUGCACCGUUUUGACAGAGAUGUUGCAGAAGCUCUUGAUAGAAUCCAAGAGAAGCGCAGUACUAUUCCUGAUGAUCUGGGCAGAGAUAUCAACACAACAGCAAGUUACCUGAAAAAGCAUGAAGGUUUUGAGAAUGAUUUCAUGGCAUUAGAGGCUCAGUUACAAGUUCUCAUGGAUGACACUGCUCAACUGCUUAAGGAAUAUCCAUCUGGUGAAUUAAGAGAUAAGAUUGCUAUGUCUCGAGAGGAUGUUAUUGAAAAUUGGAGUGAACUUCAAAGAAUGGUUGAAGAUCGUAAGGAAAGAUUGCUUGCCGCUGAAGAUUACCAUCGCUUCCAAGCUUCAGUUCGAGAGUUACUAAGUGCUGCCAAUGAAAUGAAGCGUGAAAUGACUUCAGAGGUGCAGGUGAGAGACCUGCAGUCAUUGCUCAUCUUGGAAAACCGUCACCAAGAACUCAAAGCUGAAAUUGAAGCUCGCCAAAGCACUUUUUUGCAAGUUGCUGAUGCAGGAACUCGGAUGGUAGAGAACAAUCACUAUGCCAAAAAUGAGAUUCAAGAUAAAGUUGACCAAGUUUUGCUCAUGCAAGAGACACUGAAAACUCUUUGGAAUAAACGCAAAGUGGAACUGGAUCAGUUACACAAACUCCACAAUUUCCUGAGAGAUGUCAAUCAAUUGAAUCGUAUAUCCUCAUCACAAGAGGCUUACCUCAAUAGUACAGAUUUUGGACUAACAGUUGAACAAGUAGAGGCAUUGAUCCGAAAGCACACUGCAUUUGCAAAGGUGGUUAAUGCACAAGAAGAAAAGCUGGAGUUUGUCAAAGUUCAAGGAAAUGAACUUGUUAAAAACAGACAUUUUGGUUCUGCUGAUGUUCAGGAACAGAUGGAAAAUGUCAUUAAAAAACGGCAGAAGAUCAAAACACAAUGUGCACAGAGGACUCAAAACUUGGAAGAUUCUUUGUUGUAUUCUCAGUUCAGAAGAGACCAAGCAGAGAUUGAAGGUUGGAUUGAUGAUAAACUGAAAGUAACAGCUGAAGAUGAGUUUGAUGGUGGUGUUGACCUGAAUGCAAAGAUGAAGAAACUACAGAAACAUCAAGCUUUCAAUUCAGAAAUUAUGGCCAACACUGAUCGCAUUGAACGGACAAAAACGAAUGGUCUCUACCUGGUCAAGAAAAACUAUCCUAAAUCUGAAGAAAUUAAAAAGUCUAUCAACUCCUUGACAUCAAAGUGGACCCAUCUUCUGCAGGCAGCUGAAAAUCGAGGCAAGGGACUUGAAGUUGCACGUGAUCUUUUGAAUUUCUAUGAACAAAUUGAAAAAGUCAAUGCCUGGAUGAGAGAAAAGGAAACUUUAGUGAAUGCUGGUGAUUUAGGACGAGACUAUGAACACUGCUUAGAAUUGCUCAAGAAGGCAAAUAAUCAAGAAUCAGCUGGUAUCAGUGUAGACCAACAAAGAGUUCAGUCAAUCAGUAAAUUGGCUGACAAAUUAAAUGAUGAUGCCAAGGAGAAGAGAGAUUUCAUGAUAGAAGAUUGGAACCAACUCCAAGGUGCCUUGAAAAAAUAUAAAACUGAACUGGAAAACCAAUCUGAGAUUCAUGCCUUUAACAGAGACGUGGAUGACAUUAAAGACAGAAUAAAAGAAAAGGAGGUCCAGCUGUCAACUGUUGAUAACAUCAAAGAUCUUGCUGCUGUUCAACUUCUCUUACGUAAACAGGAACAAAUAGACCGGGACUUCACAGUUCUUGAAGCAGAUAUGGUGAAAUUGGGACAGCAUGCAUACAGAUUGGAACAGAAGUAUCCACACAUGUCGUCAAAUAUUGAAACAAAGCUGGCAGAAGCUGAAGACAGUUGGGAAUGCCUCCAAAAACUCCUUUCCCUUCGAAAACAGAAGCUUGCAGAAAGUUAUGAAUUGCAGAAAUUUAUUUCGGAUGCUCAAGAAUUGGUGAACUGGUCCAACAAUAUGGUAAGCCGUAUCAAUUCUGCAGAACUGGCUAAAGAUGCACUGGAAGCUGAAAAUAUGUUACAGCAUCAUCAUGAAAGAAAGGCUGAAAUUGAUGGUCGGCAUCAAGUAUUGACUGGUGUCAGGGAACAAGGUAACAAUCUCUUGGCAAAACUUGAAGCUGCAAAUGCACCAGAAGCAGCUGAUGUUGUAAAGAUGAUCAAAGAAUUGGACAAGAGUCGAUUGAUGCUAAAUGGUGCUUGGGAUAAACGUAGCAAACUCCUGACAGAAUGCCAUAACCUGCAGAUUUACAAAGAAACUGUGGAACAGGCUGAUAUUUGGCUGGCAGCAAAAGAAGCAGUUCUCAGUAACAAAGAUGUUGGUGAUACUUUGUUUUCAGUUGAAGCCUUGCUUAAGAAGCACAAGAGUUUUGAAAAGGCUUUACGAGCUCAAGAAGAUCGAAUUGAUGAUCUAACCCAAUUUGCCAGUGACCUUUGCCAGCAGCAACAUUAUGCUUCUGAUGAAAUCCAGGCUCUUUGUGAAUCUGUGGAGAAUCGGCGUCAAAAACUCUGGGCCACUUCUGCUGCUCGGAACAAAACUUUGGAAAAUUCUCGCAAAUAUCAACUUUUCCUUCGCAAUCUCUAUCAGGUAACAAACUGGAUCCAGGAGAAGUUAAAAGUGGCCACUGAAGAGUCUUACAGAGAUGCAACUAAUCUCCAGUCCAAAAUAAAGAAACAUGCUGCUUUUGAAGCAGAAUUGACAGCCAAUCGUAAUAGAAUUGAUGACAUUAUCCAGGAAGGCAAAAAACUGCUCAGUGAUGACCAUUAUGCAAAGGAAGAUGUUGAAGAAUCUCUCAAAGAAUUGGAACUUUGUUGGAAACAACUUUGGGAGACAAGUAAUCAGAAAGAUAAACAUCUUAAAGAUGCCUAUGAAGCAGUAAAUGUGAACAGAGACUUGGACGACCUCCAUGCUUGGAUGGAUGAGGUUGAAAACCAGUUGACAUCAGAAGACCAUGGAAAAGACUUGGCUGCUGUCACAUUGCUAAUUAAAAAGAACCAGCGUUUGAAACAAGAUUAUAACAACCAUAGUGAAAAAAUAAAUGAUCUUGUGGAACAUACAAGACGACUCAAUGAGGAGAAACAUUUUAUGGGUAAGGAACUUCUGCAGAGAACACAAGAAACAGCUGACCGGUACGAAUCCUUGAUUGAACCCUUUAAUAUCAGAGAUGAGAACCUAAAUGACACCCUCUCUCUCUACCGUUUUUAUCGUGAUGUUGAUGAUGAACUGAACUGGAUCAAUGAGAAGAAACCAGUUGUUGAAUCUAAAGACUUAGGAAAUUCUCUUCAGGAAGUCCAGAACCUCUUCAAAAAAUACCAGGCCAUAGAAUCUGAGAUAACUGCUCAUGAGCCGUUGAUUGAAACAGUUGCCACAUCAGCCCAAGAUAUGGUGAAAAGCAAUCAUUUUGAAGCUGCUAAAGUUGAGUUGCGCAUCAAUGACCUUCUUCAGAAAUUGCAACAACUUAAAGAAUGCUCUUCAAUGCGCAAAAUCAAACUGCAAGAUUCUAUGGAAGCCCAAAAGUUUUACAGUGAAGAUUCUGUUCAGGGUUUACUAAAGAAAUUGGAUGCACUGGAUAGAGAUAUUGAUAAUUUUGGGCACCAUAUUGGUGAGCUGGCUGCAAUCCGACACUCUCUAGUGGACAGACACCAUUAUGAUGCUUCUAAUAUCCAAAGGCAACAGGAAAAAGUAGAAAACAUGUACAGCAAUAUUCAAGAUUUAUUGUCACAGCGGAGAGUUCGAUUAAAUGAGAGCAAGCAGUACUUUGAAUUUAUGCGUGACGUUGAAGAAGUGACUAAUCGUAUCAAUGAAAAAGCUGCCAUAGCUACCAGCACAGACUGUGGCCAAGACUUGGAACAUGUGGAGAUUCUGCAGCACAAAUUUGAUGACUUCUUAAAAGAGCUGGGUUCUGGAGAGGAUCGCAUCACAAACAUAAAUCAUAAAGCAAAGGUGAUGAUUGAAGCAAACCACUAUCGGUCAGAGGAGAUUGUUGAAGAAGCAAAGAAAGUUAGCCAAUUAUGGGAAGAACUCAAUGAAAUAGCUAAAGCUCGAAAAGAAGCUCUGAUUAGUGCCCACCAAAUCCAUUUCUAUGGCAGAGAUACUCAUGACACCUUGGAGUGGAUCAAGGAGAAGGACACUGUUGUGGCCAGUGAAGAUUAUGGUCAUGACCUUGAGAGUGUACAGUCAUUACUGAGUCGACACAAUGGAUUGGAGAGAGACUUGGAAGCUAUUAGUGAGCAAGUUGAAAACAUGACAAAACAUGCAAAACAGUUGGUAGAACAAAUACCUGAUGCUAAAGAUCAUGUGGUUAACAAACAUGAGAUAAUGGUGCAAGCUUGGAAUAAUCUUGUGGAGAAGUCUUCUGUAAAGAAAGAAAAACUCCUUCAGGCUGAAAAAUUGCAGACAUAUUUCAAUGAUUAUCGAGAACUGACGGCAUGGAUAAAUGAGAUGAUGAGUUUGAUUUCUGCUGAAGAUCUUGCCAAAGACAUCGCUGGGGCUGAACUCUCAGUCAAUCGGUUUAAGGAGUUGAAAGCUGAAAUUGACAGUCGGCAAGAACCUCUCAACAAAUUCAAUCAAAUUGGCAAGGGAUUAAUUGAAAAUGGACACUUUUUAUCAGAAGAAAUCCAGCAGAAGAUUGAACAAUUGAAUGAAGCAUACAAGAAACUUCAGCAAACAUGGAAAGAAUACAAAGAGUAUCACGAAGAUAAUCUUGAUGCACAGCGUUUCCGCCAUGACAUGGAUCAAUUUGAUGCAUGGAUGUCGAUCCGUGAACCUACAGUGAAUGACAAGAAUUAUGGAGAUUCAAUUCCAGAAGUUGAAGAAUUGAUUCGAAGACAUGAAGACUUUGAGAAAACAGUUGCUGCCCAACAAGAAAAGCAGAAUAGUCUCAAGAAAACAACUAAGGUUGAAGAAACUUUGGCUAAAAAGAAACUAAUGGAGCAACAGAAGCAGUUGGAAAAAGAAUCCAGGAAAGAAAAAGACAGACUAGAAGAAAUUAAGCGUAAGGAACAAGAAAGAAUUCUUCAGGAAAGGAAAAAAGAUGAUGAGUGGAUAACAAGAGAUUCAAUGUUACAACGUUCAGAGCCAGAAGUAGGGGCUACAGAAACUGCAGGAGAUGGUCAUAAGCUUGUGCAGAAUCUCUUGAGACGUUCAGUGCGUGAAAAGACCAAUCCCCUGACACCAUCCCUCAAACGAACAUCCAGUCUGAACCGCCAGUCUUCCGUGAAUGAUGAUCUAGCUGCUUCCAGGGACAGUCCUCAGACAAGCCCCCCUAUUAUGCAAAAAAACAAACUCCCUGAUGAAUUAAACAAAGCAAAAAGAACCCCAAGCCUAAGCCUGAAAAGGCGUGCCACAAGUUUCCGUGAAAAGUACCAGUUACCAGCUAAGCUCCCACCUAGAGAGUUUGAAGGAUUUUUAGAGCGAAAACAUGAAUUACAAGCUGGUGGCAAGAAAGCUGUUGUUCGUUCCUGGAAGACUUUCUACAUAACUCUCUGUGGCAAGAUUAUGUGUUUCUUCAAAGAUAAAGAUAGUUUUAUUGACAGGAUACCAGCAGCCCAGUGUUUAAAUAUUGACCAAGCAACUUGUGAGGAGGCAAAAGAUUAUACAAAACGUAAAUACGUCUUCCGUUUACGGCUCAAAGAUGGUGCUGAAUUUUUAUUUGUGGCACAAAAUUCAGCUGAAAUGAAAGAAUGGCAAGAAAAAUUACAAUAUUGGGCAGCAGAAAGCAUGCAUGGAGUGGAUCUGGAUUUAGAUUUAGACAUGGAUAUUGGGGAUGACUGGGAGUCUCCCCUUCAGUUGACAACCUCAUCACCGCCACCACAAUCACCCAAAUCACUAGGAGCUCUGGACACAGCUGAACCUGAGAAAACAAAAACAUUUGUUGGGCAUCACCAAAUUUCUGAACCAUUACCCGAAGAUGGUUCCCUCCAGCUGCCCUCUCACGAAGAACCCCACCCUGCACUGCCAAACAGCCAGACCUUACCUCCUCAGCUUCACUCCUCACCCCAACAGCAACAACCUAACCCUGUUGAAAAUGAUUACAGAUUCCCAAGGGUGGGCAGAACCACCCAAAUUCACCCAGAAGCACAAAUUGGAAAAGAUGGAUUCUCUGAUCGUGACUCUUCUCCAGAAUCCUUACAUUCUUCCAGAAAACCUGAAGUCGUUAGGCACCAGAAACUGGAGGCAAAUGGGGAUGAAUUUAGCAACAAGUUACCUGUGAGUGGUUACCACAUAAGUAAUGCACCAUCAUCUUCAAUGAAUCCAAGUUAUACAGACAUUACCCGUUACUCUUCCUCUGAGGUUCCCAGCAUGCACCAUUCCAUGUCAGAUUUACAUGGUUUCGAUGAGGAUGGCCACUCAAAACUAGACAAGGAAAAGAAGAAGAAAGGAUUUUCUUCGUUUUUUAAGAGAAAGAAAGAUAACAAAGAUAACAAGAAAUAA
Molecule: messenger RNA, 8277 nt
Organism: Acanthosepion pharaonis
Lineage: Eukaryota; Metazoa; Mollusca; Cephalopoda; Sepiida; Sepiidae
Source: the annotation of a GenBank genome assembly